Molecule: messenger RNA, 3630 nt
Organism: Letharia columbiana
Lineage: Eukaryota; Fungi; Ascomycota; Lecanoromycetes; Lecanorales; Parmeliaceae
Exons: 4
Coding region: 1-3630 (1209 amino acids)
Biological process (GO): mRNA splicing, via spliceosome
Cellular component (GO): nucleus; U2 snRNP
Molecular function (GO): U2 snRNA binding; protein binding
Source: RefSeq, a predicted model, not a curated record
AUGGCAGCGACGUCGAGCAUGUUCAUGUAUUCUCUUACGAUCCAGCCCCCUUCCUCCAUAACACAGACGAUACUCGGGCAGUUUGCGGGUACCAAAGAGCAACAGAUAGUGACGGCCUCUGGCUCUCGACUCACCAUCCACCGGCCAGACCCUGCCCAGGGCAAAAUCACAACAAUCCUAUCUCAAGACUUGUUUGGCAUCAUACGGACACUGGCAGCAUUCAGACUAGCGGGUAGUAACAAAGAUUAUAUCAUCAUAGGAUCCGACUCCGGACGUAUCACCAUAAUCGAAUACGUCCCUUCCCAAAAUCGUUUCAAUCGAUUACACCUCGAGACAUUUGGCAAAUCAGGUAUCCGGCGGGUAAUACCAGGACAGUAUCUUGCAGUGGACCCCAAGGGUAGGGCAUGCCUCAUAGCGUCGGUCGAAAAAAACAAACUCGUCUACGUUCUAAAUCGAGACGCACAGGCUGAAUUAACGAUAUCCUCUCCACUCGAGGCCCAUAAAGCACAGACAUUGGUGUUCGCACUUGUUGGACUUGACGUUGGAUACGAAAACCCUGUUUUCGCGGCUCUGGAAGUCGACUACACAGAAUGUGAUCAAGAUUCAACAGGUCAAGCUUUUGAUGACUUGGAGAAACACUUGGUCUACUACGAGCUUGAUCUAGGACUUAAUCAUGUCGUCCGGAAAUGGACUGAUCCUGUGGAUCGGACAGCAACCAUGUUAUUCCAGGUUCCUGGGGGUGCAGAUGGUCCCAGUGGAGUCCUUGUGUGCGGUCUGGACAACAUCACCUACAGGCAUUCCAACCAAGACCCAUUUCGAGUGGCCAUUCCAAGGCGAAGAGGAGCCACAGAAAACCCUGAGCGCAAAAGGUACAUUAUCGCUGGUGUCAUGCACAAAAUGCGAGGAGCUUUCUUCUUCCUGCUGCAGAGCGAGGACGGAGAUAUGUUCAAAGUCACGCUUGAAAUGGUAGAAGAUGAAGCCGGCCAACCAACUGGUGAAGUGAAAAAGCUGAAGAUCAAGUACUUCGACACUGUUCCUAUAGCCACCAACCUUUGCAUCCUCAAAAGCGGGUUUCUUUUCGUUGCAAGCGAAACAGGCAACCAUCAUUUUUACCAGUUUGAGAAGCUCGGGGACGACGAUGAAGAGACCGAGUUCGAUAGCGACUUGUUUCCCGUGGACCCGACCGAAAAGUACGAAGCAAUUUACUUCCAUCCGCGAGGAGCUGAAAAUGUCAACCUGGUAGAAAGCAUUGAUUCGAUGAAUCCUCAGCUGGACUGCAAAGUUGCAAAUCUUACGGAAGAGGACGCGCCUCAAAUAUACUCUAUUUGUGGGAGUGGGGCACGAAGUUCUUUUCGGACGCUCAAACAUGGCUUGGAGGUCAACGACAUUGUGGAUUCGGAGUUACCCUAUGUUCCGUCCGCUGUCUGGACUACCAAGAUCACCCGCGGCGACGAAUACGAUGCUUACAUUGUGCUCUCUUUCAACAAUGGGACCUUGGUCUUGAGCAUUGGUGAGACAGUAGAAGAAGUCACCGACACCGGAUUUCUUUCAUCUGCUCCAACACUCGCAGUCCAACAGCUUGGCGAAGAUGCUUUGAUUCAAGUACACCCGAAAGGGAUCAGGCAUAUCAGAGCAGAUCGGCGAGUCAACGAAUGGCCAGCACCUCAACAUCGAUCUAUUGUUGCAGCAACAACAAAUGAGCGACAAGUUGCGGUGGCCUUGAGUUCUGGGGAGAUUGUAUACUUCGAGAUGGAUCAAGACGGAUCUCUAGCAGAGUACGACGAAAAGCGAGAGAUGAGCGGUACUGUAACAUGCUUGAGUCUCGGUGAAGUUCCAGAAGGCCGUGUCCGAAGCCAGUUCCUCGCUGUCGGCUGCGAUGACUCCACCGUACGAAUAUUGAGUCUGGAUCCGGACUCUACAUUAGAGAACAAGUCUGUUCAAGCCUUGACUUCCGCGCCGAGCGCGCUUGCAGUCAUGGCAAUGGCAGAUUCAACAUCCGGUGGAUCCACGCUUUAUUUGCAUAUAGGUCUCUAUUCCGGCGUUUAUCUUCGCACAGUCCUCGAUGAAGUCACUGGUGAGCUCUCAGACACGCGAACGCGCUUCCUCGGUCCUAAACCUGCCAAGCUGUUUCGAGUGUCUGUCAAAGGGCAGGCAUCUGUUCUUGCACUGAGCUCUCGGCCAUGGCUUGGAUAUUCUGAUCCCCAGACGAAAGGCUUCAUGCUCACGCCUUUAGACUACGUUGGAUUAGAAUACGCUUCGAACUUCAGCAGUGAGCAGUGUCCGGAGGGGAUGGUCGGAAUCGAGGGGAAGAGCUUGAGAAUCUUCUCCAUCGACAAGCUGGGCAAUAAUCUUCUCCAACAGUCGAUUCCCCUUACGUACACCCCGCGAAAGUUUGUUCGCCAUCCAGACCAACCUCUGUUCUAUACCAUUGAAGCCGAUAACAAUACCCUUUCCCCAUCCACUAAGCAACGACUUUUGAAUGAUUCCAACCUUACUAAUGGUGACGCCGCUGAGCUCCCACCCGACGAAUUUGGCUAUCCUCGUGCUCAAGGCCAUUGGGCGUCGUGUAUACAUAUCAUUGAUCCCGUAAUCGCCAAAGCGGUUCUUCAGCAGAUCGAUCUAGAAGACAACGAGGUUGCUGUCAGUAUAGCGGCUGUUUCAUUCUCGAGUCAGGAUGAUGAAACAUUCCUUAUAGUUGGUACCGGAAAAGACGUAGUGGUAGCUCCGCGAUCAUUUACUGCCGGCUUCAUCUAUGUCUACCGCUUCCUCGAAGAUGGCAAAGAGCUAGAAUUCAUCCACAAAACCAAAAUUGAGGAACCACCGCAAGCACUGCUUGGUUUUCAAGGUCGUCUUUUAGCCGGGGUUGGCAAUGAGCUUCGCAUAUACGACCUAGGUCUCAAACAGCUGCUACGAAAAUGCCAAGCCCAAGUGGUGCCUAAUCUUGUCGUUGGUCUACAAACCCAAGGCAGCCGCAUCAUCGUCAGCGACGUGCAGGAGAGUGUUGUUUACGUUGUCUACAAAUUUCAAGAAAAUCGCUUGAUAGCCUUCGUGGAUGACGUGAUUGCAAGAUGGACGACAUGCAGUACCAUGGUCGACUAUGAGACCGUUGCUGGUGGCGAUAAGUUUGGAAACAUUUGGCUGCUACGCUGCCCUCAAAAGGCCUCCGAAGAAGCUGACGAGGAUGGCUCGGGCGCUCAUCUCAUUCACGAAAGGCAGUACCUUCAAGGCGCGCCCAAUCGCAUUUCCUUGAUGUGUCACUUUUUUGCGCAAGAUGUGCCUACAAGUAUACAAAAGACGCAGCUGGUGGCUGGAGGACGGGAUGUCCUUGUUUGGACGGGCUUGCAAGGGACUUUAGGUAUUUUUGUGCCAUUCGUCAGCCGAGAAGACGUGGACUUUUUCCAGACACUGGAGCAACAUUUGAGAAGUGAAGACGCACCCCUGGCCGGUCGAGAUCAUCUCAUCUAUCGGGGAUAUUAUGCGCCGGUCAAGGGAAUGAUCGAUGGAGACUUAUGCGAGCGGUACGCGUUGCUGCCCAGCGACAAGAAGCAGAUGAUUGCUGGAGAGCUGGACAGGUCGGUACGAGAGAUCGAGCGCAAGAUAUCUGAUAUGCGAACAAGAGUAGCUUACUGA